AUUCUCUUGUCGAGCAGGCACUUUCCUCCGUGAAACUGGAAAGAAUGGCUUAAAAGGAUUUGCAGUCCCUUGCCUUACCGCUCGGCCAUGUCGCCAGAAGGAUACAAAAAAUUUGGGAACAAAACAGGCCUAAGAAAACAUGACCCCAGUCCAAGACUUGACAUGUACCCCUCUUCCAGGUCCAUCACAAGGAAAACAUACCUCCUAUUCUAAUUGAAGCACAUCGGACUGACUGAAUUGGGAUUUUCUCUUGCAACUCCUAAGAUCCUGUCCUGUGCGGGCUCCUAUUCAACAAUUCUCUAGUCUUUCAUAACCAGGUUGUGCACGACGGAGCUGUUGAGCGUUGACAGAAGCUGAAGACUAAGUAUUUGGUGGGCAUGAUAGGAAGAUAUAUACGAUGCUUGAAGUGUCUGUAUCUACCAAAACUCUCAAAGAACCAGUUUCAGAUGUCAGUUCUGGUGAUCCACCGGUUCAUUUCGUCUAGUCCACAAAUUAUUCCCUCCAGAAUACAAGAAAUAGGGCCUAUUCGAUCCCCUGAUUACGAACUUUCUUUGGUUUCUUCUUUGAAGUCCUGUUCGGCCUUCUCCUCUAUCCCCCAAGGCCAGCAGCUUCAUUGCCUUAUCUUGAAAUCUGGGCUUGAUACCAACAUUUUCAUUGUGAACAGUUUAAUGAGUUUCUAUGCAAAAUGCCAAUCCGUUGACGAUGCUAAGAAAAUAUUUGAUCUGCUCCCAUGGUCAGAUCCUGUUUCUUGUAACAUUAUGAUGUCUGCUUAUGCUAAACUAGGAUGUGUAGAUGAGGCAUGCCGACUGUUUGAUAAAAUGCCCCAUAAGAACUGUGCAUCGUACACUACUGUCCUCAUGGUUUUAGUUCGCAAGGGACUCUUGAACAAGGCGAUCAAUGCUUUUAGAGAGAUGAGAUGCUUGGGGCUGGUUCCCAAUGAGGUGACUAUUGGGAGUAUGAUAUCAGCUUGUUUGGAAUGUGGGGGGAUCCGGAGUGGGAAAAUGCUUCAUGGAUUGGUUUUGAAGCUUGGUCUUCACGGGUUUGUUCACGUUUCCACUAAUUUGCUACAUGUCUAUUGUGUCAGUGGUUCUCUCAGGGAUGCUAAUAUUCUGUUUGAUGAAAUGCCGGAAAGGAAUAUUGUUACAUGGAAUGUGAUGUUAAAUGGUUAUGCAAAGGCUAAGCUUGUACACCCAAUGAUAGAGCUUUUUGAGAAGAUGGUCGAUAGGGAUGUGGUUUCUUGGGGUACUGUAAUUGAUGGUUAUAUCCUUGCAGCAAAGUUACAUGAGGCUUUGACAUUAUAUAUUAAAAUGCUUCGUACUGGCUUGAAACCUAAUGAUAUUAUGAUCGUGGAUUUGAUUUCUGCUUGUUCAAGAAUGGUGGCAAUUGCAGAGGGUAAACAGUUUCAUGGUGUGGCAUUGAAGACAGGGUUGGAUAGCCAUGACUUUGUCCAGGCAACAAUAAUCCAUCUUUAUUCUGCUUGUGGGGAAACUGAUCUUGCUUGUGUCCAGUUUGAAUUAGGUAACAAGGACCAUCCCGUGUGUUGGAAUGCUCUAAUUGCAGGACUAGUUAGAAAUGGUAAAGUUGACGCAGGCCGGUCUCUAUUCGACAGGAUGCCCGAUCCGGAUGUUUUUUCUUGGAGUUCAAUGAUAUCUGGUUAUUCACAAACGGAUCAGCCAGUUUUGGCACUGGAACUCUUUCAUAGAAUGGUGGCUUGUGGCAUAAAACCAAAUGAAAUCACAAUGGUAAGUGUCUUCUCUGCGAUUUCUACUCUGGGGACAUUGGAAGAUGGUAAACAGGCCCAUGAGUAUAUAUCCAAGAACUGUAUUCCUUUAAACGACAAUCUGAGUGCAGCCAUAAUUGACAUGUAUGCUAAAUGUGGCAGUGUGGAUACAGCUUUAGAGCUGUUCUACAAAAUCCAAGAUAAAGUAACUGAUGUCUCACCUUGGAAUGCGAUUAUAUGUGGAUUAGCUAUGCACAGUCAUGCUGAGCUGUCACUUGAAAUUUACUCUGCUUUGGAGAGACAUAAUGCCAUAAAACCCAACCCAAUCACAUUCAUUGGUGUCUUGACUGCUUGCUGCCAUGCUGGGCUUGUGGAAGUAGGUGAGCAAUAUUUCAAGAGGAUGAAGGAGUUUUAUAGAAUAAAACCAAACAUCAAACAUUAUGGUUGCAUGGUGGAUCUUUUGGGGAGAGCCGGAAGGUUGAAUGAAGCAGAAAGGCUUAUAGAGAGUAUGCCUAUGGAGGCCGAUGUUGUAGUGUGGGGUGCACUUUUAGCAGCAAGCAGAACACACGGAAACACAGAAACUGCGAAAAGGGCAGCUGAGAACUUGGCGAAAGUGGGGCCAUCCCAUGGUCCAAGCAGAGUCAUUCUGUAUAAUAUUUAUGCAGAUGCAGGCAAGUGGGAAGAUGCAUUUCUAGUCAGGCAAAAGAUGCAAACCCUAAGUCUGGCAAGGGAAAAAGCUUACAGUGGAGUAUUUCUUGAGCAUCAGAGAAUCUCUUAGACGUAUGCUUGCAGAAGGUAAUAAACCUGUGACUGAGAUGCUGAAACAUGGAGUAGCUAGGAGCCCAGGACUGAAAAGGGAAAAUAGAAAAUUUCACCGAACCAUGUAAACAUUACAAAAUUGGUUAUGGGACAAUUUUAGUGGGACAAACCGGAAAAGAAAAAUGGGACAAUCUUAACGGGACCGAGGCAGUAAUAUUUUGAUUUUUGAGAACCUCCCCUCUAAAAUCACCACAUGUCUAGUCGACAUACCUUGGUGGCUCGGUUGCAUAGAAUCCUGAUGCACUCUUCAAUUUCAUCCACCCAGCUCUGAUUCUAUGAGAUACAUCUCCAUCUAAUUCACCAUCCUUCUGAAUUAUGGAGCCCAAGUAACGGAACAUAUCACACACCGGCAAUGGAGAUGCAACCAAUCGUUGAAAAAUACGAAAUGGAAAAUUAGGCCUUGAUGAAUGCUCUACUACAAACAACAUAUCCUAAUAUUCUUUAGAAAAGAAGUUGUUGGCAUGUUUGAUGUUUCGCUCAUGUUUUAUUUGGUCAAAUACAUAAAAAGUCAUUGAGUUGUUAAUCUUGCACAGAGGUUUGAAUUAUUCUAAUCAUGAAGUUUCCCAUAACUGUUGUCCAAUAGUAAACUUAUUCAAAUGACUGGAAACAAGGUACAGAGACUGAGGACUUGUCUGCAAAAAAUGUAGCAUCAGAACUUGUAAAUCCAAAAUUUAGUCAAACACACAGAAGCUUGCAUUUUGUUUUGAUUUUCCUGUGUUUAAUUUAGUCAAAAUACUUAUAAAUCCAAAAUUCUGGUUUAUAUGUGAUGUUUUAUUUUCUUUUUGCAGGAACUAAAAUUAUGCAGAGAGUGGAUGAAAACAUUAGAAUACGACCCUGGAUUCAAAAUUGGAAUGCUCAAGACUAUGAAGAUAGAAGCUGAGGUGCAACCUAUUAGAAGGGAGGAGGAGGACACAAUCGAUGACUUAGGAUGUUUUUACUUGGUCUGAUUCUGAUCUAGUCUGAUCUAGUCUGGUCAGGAUGGUUGAGGCCAAGAAAGCUGUUCCCAGGGAUGACCAAAUCACAAUGAGCUGAAGCAGUAGCUAUUCAAGGUUCUCCUGGUCCAAGACGCACAAGAAAGAUUUUUGUAGGUGGAUUAGCUUCCACAGUCACUGAGAGUGACUUCAAGAAGUAUUUUGAGCAGUUUGGGACAAGAGGCUUUUGAUUCUGAGGAUGCAGUGGACAAUGUCUCAUUGAAGACUUUCCACGAAUUGAAUGGCAAAUGUGCUGUUCCCAAGGAGUUGUCUCCUGCCCCUACUGCCCGAAGUCCACUAGGGGUGGAUAUAGCUAUGGAUCAAGUAGGAUUGAUAACUUACUGAAUGGUUAUUCACAAACGUAUUCUCCAAGUGCUGUUGGAGGAGGGUAUGCAGUGAGGAUGAACAGUAGGUUCAGCCCUAUGGCUGGGGGUAGAAGCAACUAUGCCCCUUUAGGCUCUGGGUAUGGAAUGGGCCUUAAAUUUGAACCUGGAUUGAGUCCGGGGUAUGGGGUAGGUGCAAAUUUCAACACUACUUUGAACUAUGGCUGUGGUCCUUAUUAUGCUAAUAAUAACAACACAAGUAGGUUCGGCGGUCCUAUCGGGCUUGAUGGCGGAAAUGGAGGAAGCUCUUCCUUUUUCAACUCCACUGAAACUUGUGGGGUAAUGGAGGGUUAAUUUAUGAUAUUAACACCACAAACUCAAAUAAUUUGGGUGGGUGGGAGUGUCAACUUUGGAAGGGGAGUGCUUAACAGCUGAGGAGUUUGGGGUUCAUCUGGUAUUCCUGCCCAAGGGGGCGGAAUGUUUCUGGCCAAAGUGGAGGAAGUCUUGGUUAGGGAGGUGGUAAUAAUAAUAGCUCUUAUGGCUUGGGUGUAGGAACACCCGGUAGAAAUGUGGCAAGCUAUGACAGGUCUUUUGCUAAGUUUUAUGACAAUGAGUUCAAGUACACCGAAUCUACAUGGGGUGAGAGUGAUGGAACAUUUGCCUAUCUUCCAGGCGGCGGUGCAACCUCUGACCUGCCCCCUCAAACUUCUGCAGGUCCUGUUAGUAGUAAUGGUGUUUCAAGUAGACAGAGUUACAGAGAACUUGACAGUUAGGUAUAUUAUGCAAUUAGGGUUUAAUGCUUGUCAAAUCUUCUUGUUGCGGUGAACCAUGAAUAAAUAUUGCAUUACUUCCAUAGCAUAUUUGAAUUUUAGUACACGAUGAAAUAGUUGGAAAAUUCAUUCCAAGAGCUGACUAGAGAGAGUAAGUUUCUUUUUUUGGGUGACAUUUCAAUUUUCAAGUGUGGUCUAAACCAGAUUGGCGGUCGCAAAUGUAUCUUUGCAUCUCUGAUAACUACUAGCGGUGUACGCACUUAGUGCGAUGUGUGCCCGAUACAAAAAAAAACUUAGUGACUAGACAUGAUCAAUUGAUUUUGUUUCUAUAGAUAUGCAACAUUUUAUUAUGUA
Cuscuta europaea is the source of this 4957-nucleotide messenger RNA. The record is from the annotation of a GenBank genome assembly. NCBI's taxonomy places the organism in Eukaryota, Viridiplantae, Streptophyta, Magnoliopsida, Solanales, Convolvulaceae.